AUGGAGGCGAACGGCAUCAGCGGCGGCGCGGCCGAGGCUCGCCGCCCUCCGCACGUCGCCAUGCUGGUGACGCCCGGGAUGGGCCACCUGAUCCCGCUGGCCGAGCUGGCCAAGCGCCUCGCCGCGCGGCACGGCGUCGAGGCCACGCUCAUCACCUUCGCCUCCACGGCGUCCGCCACGCAGCGGGCCUUCCUCGCCUCCCUCCCGCCGGCCAUCUCCUCCCUCUCCCUCCCGCCCGUCGACCUCUCCGACCUGCCGCCCGACGCCUCCAUCGAGAUGCUCAUGUCCGAGGAGUGCGCGCGGCUGGUGCCGGCGCUCACGGAGGCCCUCUCGCGGCUCAUGGACACCACGCGCCUGGUCGCCUACUUCGCCGACCUCUUCGGGGCCGACUCCUUCGACGCCGCCGUGGCCGCCGCCGUGCCCAGGAGGUACCUCUUCUUCCCCGGGAACCUCCAGGGGCUCACGCUCAUCCUCCACCUCCCGGAGCUCCACGUCUCCAUGCCCGGCGAGUUCCGGGACCUGGCCGAGCCCGUCAGGCUCCCCGGCUGCGUGCCCAUCCCGGGGGUGGACAUCCUCUCGCCGCUGCAGGACAAGUCCAGCCCGAGCUACCGGUGGAUGGUGCACCACGGCGCGCGCUACCGCGAGGCCGACGCCAUCCUGGUAAACUCCUUCGACGUCUUGGAGCCGGACGCCGCCACGGUGCUCGGCCGCCCGGAGCCCGGCCGCCCGCCGGUGUACAGCAUCGGUCCCAUCAUACGGACCGACGCCGCGCCCGUCGCCACCGACGCGCCGCGCGCCGCCUGCCUGGACUGGCUCGACCGGCAGCCGCCCAGGUCGGUCGUCUUCGUCUCGUUCGGCUCCGGGGGCUCCCUCCCAACCGAGCAGAUGCACGAGCUGGCGCUGGGGCUGGAGCUCAGCGGGCAGCGCUUCCUGUGGGUGGUGCGGAGCCCGAGCGACGAGGGGGCCGUCAACGCCAACUACUACGACGCCGAGAGCAAGAGGGACCCCCUGGCCUACCUCCCGGCGGGGUUCGUGGAGCGGACCAAGGGCGUCGGCCUCCUCGUGCCGUCGUGGGCGCCGCAGACGGAGGUGCUCGCUCACGAGGCCACGGGGUGCUUCCUGGUGCACUGCGGGUGGAACUCGGUCCUGGAGAGCCUGGUGCACGGCGUGCCCAUGGUCGCGUGGCCGCUCUUCGCCGAGCAGCGGCAGAACGCCGUGAUGCUCUCGGAGGGCGUCGGGGCCGCCGUGCGGGUGCCGGCGACCAAGAAAAAGGAGGAGAUCGCCGCGGCGGUGAGGGAGGUGAUGGCUGGCCAAGGCAAAGGCGCCGAGGUGAGAGCUAAGGUGGCGACGUUGCAGAAGGCCGCCAUUGAAGGCCUCCUCGAGGGAGGUGCCGCCACGGCCGCGCUGGACGAGGUGGCGAACAUGUGGACAGGUGCCGACGCCGAGCAUGCAUGA
Messenger RNA from Triticum turgidum subsp. durum (durum wheat), 1455 nucleotides. Lineage: Eukaryota; Viridiplantae; Streptophyta; Magnoliopsida; Poales; Poaceae. The record is from the annotation of a GenBank genome assembly.